Scophthalmus maximus (turbot) is the source of this 3867-nucleotide messenger RNA. Its product is annotated as carbohydrate-responsive element-binding protein. Bases 139 to 2955 code for a protein of 938 amino acids. Gene Ontology annotation, cellular component: nucleus. The record is from RefSeq and is a predicted model, not a curated record. The transcript is spliced from 17 exons. Gene Ontology annotation, molecular function: DNA-binding transcription factor activity, RNA polymerase II-specific; RNA polymerase II cis-regulatory region sequence-specific DNA binding; protein dimerization activity. NCBI's taxonomy places the organism in Eukaryota, Metazoa, Chordata, Actinopteri, Pleuronectiformes, Scophthalmidae. Gene Ontology annotation, biological process: regulation of transcription by RNA polymerase II.
CCUCGAGUUGAGAGGUGUGCUGCUGCUGCUGAGGGGACAGGCGGACAGCUGUGCGUCAGGGGCCAGCGCCUGUUCCAAGAAGCCCUGGGACGUCUGAGGGGGAGAAAGUUCACCGCUUGGAGAAAGAAAGAACGCACAAUGGCGGGCAAAGGGAGUGCGUGUGCGUCCGGACAGAGCCAGCUCCAGGACCCCUGGGAGUCGGACUCCGAGCCGGACGGGGAGCCCGCCCGGGCGGCUGCGGGCGCCGGGCCCUGCGCCGGGCCCCGCACGCAGGUGAUCCACAGCGGCCACUUCAUGGUGUCGUCGCCGCACCGCGACUCGGAGGCGCGCAGGAGGAGGAGCGGCGGGUCGCUGCGCUACGACUUCGACACGGUGAACCGGACGUGGUGCCACACGUACCGCUACGGGCCGCUCAGCGCCGGCAGCCUGAGCAUCGACCCGACCCUGACCCGCCUGUUCGAGUGCAUGUCCCUGGCCUACAGCGGUAAGAUAGUUUCACCGAAGUGGAAGUCCUUUAAGGGCCUGCGGCUGCUGUGGAGGGAUAAGAUCCGCCUGAACAACGCCAUCUGGAGGGCCUGGUUCAUUCAGUAUGUGGAGAGGAGGAAGAACUCUGUGUGUGGCUUCGUCACCCCACUGGAGGGCUCGGAGGCCGAUGCCCAUCGGAAGCCUGAAGCGAUCGUAUUGGAGGGCAGCUACUGGAAGAGGAGGAUUGAGGUGGUGAUCAAGGAGUAUCACAAGUGGAGGAUUUACUAUAAGAAGAGGCUUCAGAAAAAGAAGGAUGAUAUUCUGUCAAUGCUGCACGAGGGUCAGUUCUGCCAGGCCAAGCUGGAGAAAUGGUCCAAUCAGAUGUACCAGGAGCCGGAGGCCGCCCCGGUGGAGACCCACAUGUUUGACCUGGACUUCCUGCUGUCCGACAUCUCCGACACCCUGUUCACCAUGACGCAAAAGCCGUGUCCCUGGGCCAGCGACCGAUACAGCACCUACAUGAGCAAUGCUGAUAUAAUCCAGCCAGGUCUGACUCCGCUGCAGCCCAACCUGGAUGAUUUCAUGGAUAUAACAGAUGUCUUCAUGACCUACAGGGGCCAGCCCGUUGAGCAGACUGGUUUUGCUGACUGUGGGUAUUUUCAGAGCUCGUCCAGCACGGCGUUCGCCCCCGUUCCCUCCCCUGUAGUGACAGCUCCUCAGCUGCUUAUCGACAGCCAGCUGGACCAGCCCAAUCUGUCAUCAAGCAGUUCACCUCAGCCGUCCUCAUCCAAUACCCGGCCAGGCCAGGCCAGGCCAGGCCCGGACUGCAGGGAAUACAGCGCGUCCAGCGUCGGAUCAGAGGCCAUGCCGUACGGACAUCAGCUGUACCCAAACGCACCGGUUUCUAUAGCAUUCACCACGAGCAUCGAGGAGCCCGUCUCUGCAAGUAUUCCCUUUUUGCAUCCGCCGCCGUGCCACAAGUUUGGUUACUACACAACAACCAGCGUGACCUCCUCUGUCAUCACCCACACCGCCUCCACCGCGGGGGCCCAGGGCUCUGUGCACCAGGGUCACGGCUUCCCACCAAUGGUGGACACAUACGCCCAGUCUCCCUGCCACUCUCUCAGCUACCCUGCCGCCAUGUCCGACCAGGUCCAGGCAAUGCCGCCCUCUGUCACGGCCGCCCACUGCUUCUCAGUCCCGGGGCAGGUGGCUGUCACAGGGGCCAGAGGGAAGCACAAGAAAAAGACGGGAGGAGCCAGGACAGUUAGUGCCUCUUCAGCUCCGCCUGCCUCCCAGUUCACUACACCGACGCCCACUAGCUGCCUGGCUAAACUGCUCUCCUCCGGCGCCCGGGAACGUAAGCCAAUGCUGGGUUUGGAUACUACUCUAGUGACAGCCAAAGGUCAGAGGUCAUCAUCGCCCUGCUCUGCGCAGUCGAGCAGCAGCACACAUGUCGGAGGAACUUCAUCGCAGCUGCAGCACGGGGCCGGCUGGCCUGCGGGGAUGUCAGCCUCGACACCUCUGCGCAGCCAGGGCGCCACCCUGGGUCACAGCAGACCCCACGCGAGCACCUCCGGGGGCCUGGGGGUGUCUGCCCUGCUCACCCACGGCUCCACACACACCGGCACAACCCUCCUCGUUCCCAAGACUGAGAAACUAUCUCCGGUGCAGCUUUACGGCACAGACAGGAGCAGCUUAUCCGUUAAUUUUUCAGAACACCCAGGCCGAACUUCACCACAAAACCCUUUGGACAAAGCCUCCAACCCCGAGUCCCCACAGUCAGGCUUCCAUUGCCAUGGAAAGAUAGAGUCAAGUAAGCAAACCGAGACCAGGAGGAUAACUCACAUCUCAGCCGAGCAGAAGAGGCGCUUCAACAUCAAACUGGGAUUUGACACUUUACAUAACCUCGUGACAACGCUCAGCUCCCAGCCAAGCAUAAAGAUCAGCAAGGCCACCACACUGCAGAAGACGGCUGAGUACAUCGGCAAGAUGCAGCAGGAGCGAGCGCAGCUGCACGAGGAGGCUCAGAGACUCCGAGAGGAAAUCCAGCUCCUCAACUCUGCCAUCAAUGCGUGUCAGCUGCAGCUCCCAGCCACCGGUGUGCCCAUCACACGACAGCGCUUUGACCACAUGAGGCAGAAGUUCAGGGAGUACGUCCGGGCGCAGACCCUGCGAAACUGGAAGUUCUGGAUCUUCAGCAUCAUCAUCGAGCCGCUGUUUGAGUCCUAUAAUGGAAUGGUGUCCACUGCCAGCGUGGAGGACCUGUGUCGAUCCACUCUGUCCUGGCUGGACCAGCACUGUUCCCUGCCUGCCCUAAGACCAAUGGUUCUGAGUUCACUCCGUCUCCUGAGUACCACUACUGCCAUCCUGACAGACCCCAGCCUGCUGCCCGAGCAGGCCACCCUCGCUGUCACCCAGGGCGACACCGCUGCUGCCCCCGAUACCUCCCUACAGCUAACCACUUGGGACAAUGUACACCCCAUGUGACCCUGAAGAACAGAUUCAGUGGAACUUAAACUGGAACCCACCACGGUGCACAGGAGACGGAGACUCAGAGGGCAACCUGUAACGACUGAAGAAAGACCCAACACUCAAGACCUGAGACUGUAUAAUUAUCAUAUUCCAAUAAAACUCACCAGCUGCAAAAGGAGUGUAUUUCAGUACACCUUAAAAAAAAGUAAUAGGGAUUGUAUAUGGUAUAUGCUUAAAUACUGAUUAAGGUAUAAAAUAGUUGUAAUAUGCACUUGUGAUUAUUUCUCAGCCUCAACAUAAUGUUCGACGGCAAAGCAGUAGUUCAGAUGAGUGGGAAGAGAUGCUGUUUACUGUGACUGUGAUGAAUGACUGCAAUGACUGCAUUUAUGAUCAAUUAUGUUGACAUCUCUGGGUUAUCUUUUCUGUUUAUUACUUCCUUUCCUCAAAGCAUUUUAACUCAUAUUUAUCUUACGCUGUAUUGGACACCAGGCACCAGUGCAAGUAUUAGGAAAACGAAUAGUGCUAUUUUAGAGUAUAAGGUCCAGUGGCUGUCAAAGUGGAGUCCGCAGACCACCAGGUCUCAUUCCAUGUGACGCAUGGGGUCCAGGCUAAAGUGAAAAAAGAUAAUACUACCACCUACUUCCAAUGGUAGAAAUAAGGAUGGGUGUCAGUUGUGCAAUUUUAUACUGAACCAUGAGAAAAAACCUUGUUACGUUAUGGCCCUUAGAGCCAAGACGGAAUCUGAACUGUGACCCCGAGCGGCGGGAAACCUCCAUGAAAACACCACAUGCAGUUUAAAGAAGAACAUUACUCCUCGUUGCACUUCUCACAGCAGACAUUUUUUUUUAACUUGUGGGAAAAUCACAAAUAUUAUAAAGUUAACAAAUCUCUUCAAGUGUUCCAAUAAACCACGGCAGUGCGCUUUUA